Molecule: messenger RNA, 2161 nt
Organism: Dunckerocampus dactyliophorus (ringed pipefish)
Lineage: Eukaryota; Metazoa; Chordata; Actinopteri; Syngnathiformes; Syngnathidae
Gene: gsg1l
Product: gsg1-like
Exons: 5
Coding region: 266-1192 (308 amino acids)
Cellular component (GO): plasma membrane
Source: RefSeq, a predicted model, not a curated record
GAAGACGAAGACGUCAGUGCGCGUGCGUCUGUCACGCACUAAAGUGUCCCCACAAGCUGCAGUGAAGUGGAUGAAAGAAGUCGUCUUGUCUCCUCUCUCCUCAGCAGGACUCUUGUGUCCACUGAGAGAACUCCAAAAGACUAAAAGGGGAGGAAGAGGAGCGCAAAGGAGGAAGGAGAAGCGGUUCCCCUCGUGGGUGCGUCCUGGCCCCACUAUGCCUCCUCUGCUCUGGCCGUGACGCGCGUCCACCUGCCUUGCCGGGAGCAUGAAGACGACGCGGAAGUGUCGCGCCCUGCUGUCGGUGGGCCUGAACCUUGUGGCCCUAUUCUUGUCGACCACCGCCUUCAUCACCACCUACUGGUGCGAGGGCACCCAGCGUGUGCCCAAGCCCAACUGCAGCAAGCAGCGGCGCCACAACUGCAUCGACUACGGCGUCAACGAGACGGACCAGAGCAAGGUGCACUACAGCUGGGAGACCGGCGACGACCGUUUCCUAUUCCGCCGCUUCCACACCGGGAUCUGGUACUCGUGUGAGGAGAACAUCCACGAGGCAGGUGAGAAGUGUCGCAGCUUCAUUGACCUGGCCCCCGCGUCGGAGAGGGGCGUGUUGUGGUUGUCGGUGGUGUCCGAGGUUCUUUACAUCCUGCUGCUGGUGGUCGGCUUCAGUCUGAUGUGUUUGGAGCUUUUCCACUCCAGCAACGUCAUCGACGGUCUCAAGCUCAACGCCUUCGCCGCCGUCUUCACAGUGCUGUCCGGUCUUCUGGGUAUGGUGGCCCACAUGAUGUACACACAAGUGUUUCAGAUCACAGUCAGUCUGGGUCCUGAAGACUGGAGGCCUCACAGCUGGGACUAUGGAUGGUCCUUCUGCAUGGCGUGGGGCUCCUUCACGUGCUGCAUGGCCGCCUCCGUCACCACGCUCAACUCCUACACCAAAACGGUGAUCGAGUUCCGCCACAAGCGCAAACUGUUCGAGCAGGGCCUCCGCGAGGAACAGAACUUCCUGGACCAGGAGGCUUUCCACUACUUCCGGGACCGUUCCCUGCAAUCCAUCUCCGGCGCCCUGGACGUGUACCCUGGCCACGGCGGCAUGGCUGGUCCCGGUCCAGACCCUGGGGCGGGUCGGGGAAAGAUGAGGGCGGCCUCCAUAGACUUGGGCGAGAACACGGACUCACUAGGGGAGGAGCAGUGCUGAGUCUCCUGGACCCUCAGAUGUGAAUGUGCAGCCGCCUAUAUUUGAUUAUCAUAAUCAAACUUGGUAAGAGAGAGACAGUUACCAAAAAAAGAUACAUUCUCUUUGUUCAUACAUAUCUAAUAACAACAUAAGAUGAUGACAAUAUAACAGUACGUCAUGCAACAACAUGCACUCUUGAUUUUUGGUUAGUUUUUUUAUGGAAAGAAGCUUUUUCUAGCACAAUUCAAGAUGCUUCGUGUAGAAUUUGAAUGUCACUUGCUGACUUUAGUCCAUUUGAUGACCAGCGUACAGUCUUUUGUACUUAAGUUCAAGUACUGUAAAAGUAACAAGAUUUCAGUUUCGUUACACUGAAGUACGUACAGUACAUCGUGUUUACACUUGCGCAGUUCAACAUGUCCGAAAAGGAGCAGAUCUUAUAAAUCCUACUCCUUCCCCAUAUCUCAGCAGUUACUGACAGUUUGCUCACUUCCUGUGUAAUGAUGCCUCUCUCUGACUUAUAAAUAAAUGCUCAUCAUCACAUGGUGAUCAUCAGGAGAAGAUGUUACACAUAGCACUUUGAAUCAACUUUAUUUACAGAAAGUUCAGUGACACUGAAUGUAAACACGUAACAACGGUCGUGUUCUAUAGAAAACAACUGUUGUCUUAUACUGCUUUGUGUUUUGUAAAGUAUUUGCACCAAGCCUUGGAUAAAAUUGAAAUAUAAACAAUUAUACUACAGAUAUUUACUCAGAGGUUGACGCUGUCAAAGGCUGUUAUAGCACUGACUCUCCUUGCGGAGAGCAAUUUGAAAAGGGUUAUUACAGUAUUUGUUAGUUCCACUGUCAUGAAAGUGUCAUUGUUGCAACAUGUAAGAACCAAAGAGUUCAAGAAAAAGCUUUUUGGUGUUAGACAAAUCUCUGUGGUGUGCGGUGGUUAUCUAUUAUAGUAUUAUAUAUUUUGAAUGAACAUGCACAUGAAUAAACAUCACAA